AUGACGUUUAUGCGUUUUGAUUGGGAAGCAGAGAAGUGCACUAUAGCUAUUGAUCCUGCUGUCCCAUGGGUAAUGGAUAACUGGAGUGUGAAGGCCAUCCGUAGAAAGACCACCGACACUGGCAGGAAGAGCGGCUUCAGAGAAGGUACUGAAGCUGCACCAAGGAAGAAGGGAGCAGCUGCAUCUGGAGAGACUGUACAUGGGAAUCGUCAUCAUCUUGGUCAAGCUCUUCUGGAAGAAACCAGAGCAGCGUUACAAGUAUACAAGGUGUCAAUUGGUGUAGCUUGUAAUCUUUCGUGGCCUGCUGAUCGUCUUGUCAUCCAAGUUCUUGACGAUUCUACUGAGCCUGCAAUCACAGUAGUCUUAUUAUUGGUCAAUGCGGCUCUCUGGUUUGAGUGGAGUAAGAUCCAGACACCUACGGAUGAAGUUGUUGUGCCUUAUGAUAGUCUAGCUCCAACUCCUGAAGGUGAAAGGAUGCACUUCAGCUUUGCUGCAAUUUGCAAAGACAACAAACAUCCCCGUUCUUUUGGAAGAAAGAUCACCCAAUGCAGUGCAAGAGAAAGGUUUUAAUUUUGAUGAUACUAGGAUUAUGAGAGGAGCAUGGAGGAAUGAGUCUAAUCCUGAUAUCUGCAAGUUAAAUAGGAGUUCUUCAGAUGCCUUGCUAUACAUCAACAAAUGCACAGAUGCACAUAAAUACGACUCUUCCUAUUUUAAGGGUUUACUAAAAUAGAUGAUUCUCCUCAUAUUUUAUACAUAAUAAUAAAAGGGAGGAUGAUGCAGAAAACAUGUCUAUCUUGCCCAGUAGUAUCUCAGCAAAUCAACCAACGAUGAUUGCGAACAUAGAUACUAAUGUAGAUAACCUACAAUUUUGAAGAAGCAACUAUGCAGUUUAAUACAUUUACCUUACUGUAUCAAUUGCCAAGUCUUAGGUGGUGUUUAUAUGUAUUUUUCAUUUUUUUUAAUUUUCAAUGUGCAAUAAGAAAGAUGUAUAAUGUAUAAUGAAUUUUAUAAAAGUAGGAUCACAUUUGUACAGCUAGAUUGAAACAUCUCUAAAUAAGUGAAUACUUACUUUUACAUGA
Molecule: messenger RNA, 1079 nt
Organism: Arachis stenosperma
Lineage: Eukaryota; Viridiplantae; Streptophyta; Magnoliopsida; Fabales; Fabaceae
Exons: 9
Coding region: 1-570 (189 amino acids)
Biological process (GO): translation
Cellular component (GO): ribosome
Molecular function (GO): structural constituent of ribosome
Source: RefSeq, a predicted model, not a curated record